AAACUUGUCGAAGAACUAACCAGCAGCAAUGAUAUGACACUACAGCGCGCAGAGCAAAUUUUCGUCACGCUACAACACGACUACGCUGCCGAGUACAAAGAGUUCGCUUUAGGAGAUUUAGCAGCGGGUGUUAUUGCACCGCUCGUGAAGAUUACGCUGGAGAAUUGGAAGCCCAUCGAACAGCCCACACAACAUGUGGAACUGAUUAAGAAGUGGCGUGGCAUAUUGGAGUCAAAUGCUGAACCACAAAAUGAGUCGCGUAACAUUUUCGAUCCGUACUCAUCACUCGUCUGGGCUGGCGUUAUACCGAGUUUCCGAGCAUGCGCCGCCUCCUGGAAUCCAAAAUUGCAUCAACCCAUGGCUGCGCUACUCGACUGUUGGGCGCCACUGUUUCCCACUUGGAUACUUGACUCCGUGCUCGAGCAGUUGGUGUUGCCGCAACUCAGUAACGGUGUACGCGAUUGGGAUCCGCUCACCGAUACCGUGCCCAUACACAUUUGGAUACUCCCCUGGAAUAAUAUACUCGGCCAUAAGAUGGAGGAAUUCAUCUUUCCAACCAUACGCGAAAAAUUGGCCGCUGCUCUACAAGCAUGGAUGCCACAAGAUCGUUCCGCACGCGCCAUGCUCACGCCAUGGAAGGGCGCUUUCAACGACGUAGAAAUGCAACGCUUCCUCUCGCAACACAUUAUACCCAAACUGCAAUUGGUACUCAACGAGUUCAUUAUAAAUCCACUGCAACAACAGCUGGAACUCUGGAAUCAAGUAUGGGAGUGGCAUGAACUUGUGCCCACGCCACAAAUGGCGCAAUUGCUCGAUAAAUAUUUCUUUCCCAAAUGGAUGCAAGUGUUGGUGUUGUGGUUAAAUCAAUCGCCUGACUAUGGGGAAAUCUCACGUUGGUAUACUGGCUGGAAGAGCAUGUUCUCCGAGGAGAUCUUGCGUGAACCCGCCAUAAAGGAACAUUUGCGUCGCGCGCUUGAAAUGAUGCAUCGCGCUACCGACGUUCUAGCCCCGCCCACACUGUCCUCUAUACCAACACCCAUAUUGACGUCGACGCCACCGCCGCCUCCACCACCUGCAAUGUUGGAUAUGCAGAUGGUGCCACCGGCGCAAUUGGAGUUCAAAGAGUUGGUCUCACAGAAGUGUGCCGAACGCGGUAUACUCUUUGCGCCGCUGCCAGGUCGUAGGGAGUUGGGCAAGCAGGUUUACCGUGUGGGCAAGCUGUACUGUUACAUAGAUCGCAAUGUUUGUAUGCUCAGCGAUGCCAGCAUGAAAAACUGGCUGCCCACAUCUGUGCAACAGCUACUAGAUCAUGCCCUGUCUGCUUAGUAAGCGAUUACAGCGCGCGAAAAAUAUCAAUUAAUUGUAAUUUUAGACUUUACUCUACCUGUAUUCAAUAAAUAAUUUGGCUAUAAUCGAGAAUCUACGAAAAAAUAUGGAAAAAGUUUCAAUAGUUA
Messenger RNA from Bactrocera dorsalis (oriental fruit fly), 1454 nucleotides. It is a transcript of the gene sip1, whose product is annotated as septin-interacting protein 1. Lineage: Eukaryota; Metazoa; Arthropoda; Insecta; Diptera; Tephritidae. The record is from RefSeq and is a predicted model, not a curated record. Gene Ontology annotation, cellular component: U2-type post-mRNA release spliceosomal complex. Gene Ontology annotation, biological process: spliceosomal complex disassembly. The transcript has 2 exons. The annotation marks the transcript as partial.